UCAAACGUCAGAAAAGUCUGAACUGGAAAAAAGUUAUGAAAAAAUAAAUAACUAUUACACAGAUUCGCAAGCAUUAAAAAUUAUAAAGUCUAGUAAACUACGUAACCGAAAAUUUGCAGUUAAGCAUUUUAAAGGUUAUUACGAUGUAAAUGGUACAAAAAAGUAAUUGAAUGGACUACAAAAAUAUUUUCAACAAAACGAGUAAAUAAUAUUUUUUUUUGUCGACACUGCAGUGACAAUAUUAACGAAAUGGAUGAUAAUUUAUGGCUUAUUGAAUUAGAGUCAGCGCUCUUAGAUGAUUGCAACGUUAAUGACAUUUAUGCGAUUUGUCGUGGCAAAACCAUUCCAGAGGCACUGCGUCCUGAUGUGUGGCAGGUGUGCCUGGAUGUGCGUCACAAGAGCGACCAAAUGUCGCUAUUCAACGAAAUUUUCGAUUUACCUUUCCAAAAUAAAUUGCGUGAGGACUGCCAAGUUGUAGUAGACCGUAUUGGAAAUGAUGAUGAGGACAAAGUAUCUGUUAUUUCCGAUUUGGAAUCAAUACUGACAUUUUAUUGUAAAAACCGUAAUCUCCUCUAUGAGAGCGACAAUGGUUGGAUUGAAUUGCUACUACCCUUGCUGGCACUAAAGUUAAAUAGGUCAGACACUUACAACUUAUUUGAGGCCAUACGAGACACAUACGUCCCUAAGGGCUGCAAACCUAAAGGCAACGUGUUUCAUGUUUUUCGUUUACUUAUAUUAUAUCAUGAUCCGGAAUUGUGUACAAUGUUGGACACGAAAAAAAUUACUCCCGAUAUGUACUCUAUGCAAUGGUUCCAGUGUUUAUUCGCUUCGAGCUGCAGCCUUACAGUUAUCCUUUCAAUGUGGGACUUAUACUUUCAGCAUGGAGAUCCUUUUAUGGUUUUCUUCUUAGCUCUAAUCAUCCUUGUAAAUGGACGGGAUCAAAUAUUAGCAAUGAAAGAUGCCACCAGAGAAGAAUUACGAAAAUUUCUGACAAACAUGCCGUGUGCUUUGGAGCCAGAUGACGUAGUUGAUUUUUGUUCUCUAGCUCAAUAUUAUGCGCUUAAAACGCCAAGCUCAUUCAAAACUGAUUUUUUAAAAGCGCUUUACGGUUCACAAAGUGAUAAGGGACAAAAUAAUGAAUCGUGUAGCGUAUCGCAGGCAUUGUGUCUUCCAGUUUCUGUAUAUGAAUUAGUAGAGAAUUCAUCUAUGGAACUAACAGCGCCUGAUGCUGUACGCUUCUUUUUGGUAGAUUGUCGUCCUGCUGAUCAAUACAAUGCCGGUCACCUAUCGACAGCAUUUCACCUAGAUUGUAAUUUAAUGCUGCAAGAACCCGUGGCUUUUUCGACCGCUGUACAAGGUUUAUUGAAUGCACAGCGUCAAGCAAUUGAAGCUAACUCCAACGCCGGAGGGGAACACCUCUGCUUUAUGGGGAGUGGCAGAAUGGAAGAAGAUCAAUAUACGCACAUGGUAGUUGCUUCAUUUCUACAAAAGAACACGCAGUAUGUCUCUUUGCUAACGGGUGGUUAUAUGGCUAUCCAUGAUUAUUUUGGAGACCAAAUGGCUGAUUGUCUAGAGGAUCAUGACGUGAAAAGAUGCAUUGUUUGUUCGAAAAACAACGUUGAAUUAAGAAAUACGGGAAGAUCUGGACAAACGCAACUGUCACAACGGGACUCGCAACGCCCAACCUCCGAUAUUUUUAGUCGAUUUUCUGCUGUAAUGAAACUGAAAUCUGCCGAAGUGAAGGAUAAACUUUUCGAUAUAAUUACAAAUCCUUCAAAUGGUGUAGGCACUGCUGUUAACAAUCCACAAGUUGUCAGCGAUGGGGGAUCAUCAGCCCUACAGGAUCGACAUGUUUCGGCUAAUGACCGGAGCGGGAAACGAUAUAGAAACGUAGCCCCAGUUUUUAGUAUCGAUGAUGAUAACGAUGAUCAUUAUAAUGACCAUGAAAUGAAAGAUUCAAAUGAUUUGGCGAGCUCUAAAUUGGCUGGUGACACCAAAGAGAUCGUUAACUUAACUCAGUAUUUAAAAUCGCCAGACAUAAUAAAUGCGUUCCGUUGCCAGGAAGUGCACAUGAAUGGAUACAUGUACGAUAGCCAUUUAAUAAUCACUGCGUCGCUUUUAAUUGUUUUACGGGAACUAGGACGUGGCCAAGCUCAGAUAAUUGUUCGACGUCCAUUAUCAAGUAUAGUUAAAAUUACGGCCAAAAAGCGACACCGCGAUUUGAUCACAUUCAAAUAUGGAUUUCCGGACGGUGAUGGUCUACUUAUAACCGACAUGGACCGAUUUCUUAUACCAAAUGCCAGCGAAGCAACAGCAAUCGUAUCGAAACAUAUUGUGCAAACACUAGACGGUUCUAAAUUAACGUAAUCCAAUUUUACCAAUUUUUAUUUUUCAAUCAAUAACUAAUUGCAUUGAGUGCUGUAGAAUAUAUACAUACAUAUAUGUUUAUUUUGUAAAAAUAAAAAUAACUAAAUAUUAAGAAAAUGCAAAGA
Molecule: messenger RNA, 2492 nt
Organism: Ceratitis capitata (Mediterranean fruit fly)
Lineage: Eukaryota; Metazoa; Arthropoda; Insecta; Diptera; Tephritidae
Gene: TBC1D23
Product: TBC1 domain family member 23
Exons: 4
Coding region: 250-2367 (705 amino acids)
Biological process (GO): retrograde transport, endosome to Golgi
Cellular component (GO): trans-Golgi network
Source: RefSeq, a predicted model, not a curated record